Cheilinus undulatus (humphead wrasse) is the source of this 1518-nucleotide messenger RNA. It is a transcript of the gene kmt5ab, whose product is annotated as lysine methyltransferase 5Ab. The record is from RefSeq and is a predicted model, not a curated record. Lineage: Eukaryota; Metazoa; Chordata; Actinopteri; Labriformes; Labridae. Bases 113 to 1132 code for a protein of 339 amino acids. The transcript is spliced from 8 exons. Gene Ontology annotation, molecular function: histone H4K20 methyltransferase activity; protein binding.
CUCCGGUGUGCUGGAGUGAGUCUGAUCCCUGACGCCGCACAGACUCUGAACGAAGUCGGGGAGGAAAUUAUUAAAUUCCUCUUCUUCUUCGGGUUUUAUUUUGGAAACUGACAUGGCAAAAGGAAAGAAAAAUGUGCUGAGAAACGACAGAAAGCUUGAGGACAGUGUUGAAAGUAAAAUCAGCUCGCGGAAGGAGACAAAGGAAAACAAACCAGCCACAAAUAAAGAUUUUGUCAGCACAUUGCAGACUGUUUCCCAGAGUUUAAAGAGUCAAAGCAAACCUCGAUCUCCACUGAGCGACAAUUCAAGCAUGCUGAUCCAGGAGGGAAAUGAGUCUGAUGCAGCAAAUCCUGAUGCGUCAAAGCUGAAAAAAGAUAUCUCUCAUCACAUAAAACCUGCGAGUUCUGAGUUCAAAGAGCCUAAGUCUGAAACAGCAUCGCAUUGUUCAGGGAUCACAGAACCAGCCGCUGAUCAGCUCAAACAAAAAGAGCCCAGCACUCACAUCAACGUCAGGACAACAGAGAGCAAAGUUUCCUCAUCCAAACCUCGGAGUAGAGCUGGACGCAAACUUGGAGCAAAGAAGACAGAGAAUAAAGCUCCACAUAACAGGAAGGUCACAGAUUAUUAUCCCAUCAGACGAAGUAACAGAAAAACAAAGGAAGAGCUGAAGAACGAAGAACACAGACACAUUGAUGACCUGAUAAAGAACGGCAUUGAGGAAGGAAUGCAGGUCAAACUCAUAGAGGGAAAAGGAAGGGGGAUAUUUGCUUCAAAGGGAUUCAAAAAAGGAGACUUUGUGGUGGAGUAUCAUGGAGACCUGUUGGAACUAGAAGAGGCUAAAAGAAGAGAGGCUCAGUACGCUCAGGAUCCACAAACAGGCUGUUACAUGUACUACUUCCAGUACCAGGCUAAAACAUACUGUGUGGAUGCUACAAAAGAAACUGACCGUCUUGGUAGGCUGAUCAACCACAGUAAAAAUGGAAACUGUCAGACGAAGCUUCAUCCCAUCGAUGGGACUCCUCAUCUGAUCCUGGUGGCCUCCAAAGACAUCAAAGCAGAGGAGGAGCUGCUGUAUGACUACGGCGACCGGAGUAAAUCUUCGAUCUUAGCUCACCCAUGGCUCAAAUACUGAAUCCUCUACCUCUGCUGCUCACAACUCCUCCUGUAAAUGUUCUUGACCUCAAAUGAAUUAGUGCUAUGUGUAAAAAAAUAUAUAUAGUGAAGAAGACUUUUUUUUUUUUUUUUUUUUUUAAAUAUAAAAAUGUUUUUGUUUUACAUCCAGGCUAAAACAUCAACUCUGUGGGAAGUGUAUUUUUGCAACUGUUGUUUUAUUAGGCUUUUAUAAAUCUUUUUUAUUAAGUCAUUGACGAAAGUUUGAAGAAUAUUUCUCCUGGAUACAUAAUGUCAUGUAUCUAUGAGGUUUCAUUUUGUGAUGAGUAUAAUUGAUGAUACAUUUUCACUAUUGUAAAUUAUUCAAUGUGCUGUAAAUUGAAGAAUAAACACUGACUUUCCUUUCCA